UGACGGGAGCGCGCUGUGACUCCUGUAAAGCUCCUAAGAUUUCCUAAAGACUUCCGUUUUUAGUCUGCGAUCGUGAAAAUCGUUUGUUGUGAGCCCAGCAUAACUCAGAAGUUGCAGGAACUGACAGUGAUUGUCGUGGCAUUGGCAGGUGACAAGCCUCAAUCAAUGGGCGUGGUUUUAAGACACCUGUGAACGUUUAUAAAUUGUUUCCGGCUCCUUAAAGGCUUGAAUUGUGCCUUAUGUUGCAAGUCGUUUAACAAAUCCACAGCAUCCAUUUGCAUUCGUCCUGAAUUAUAUUCAGCAAUGGCUUCAACAAAGCCAUACAUUGGAUGCAAAAUAGGAUUGAUUUCCAAAGCCCAGAAUCGUUAUGAGGGGAUUUUGUAUACAAUUGAUAAAAUCAAUUCCACAGUGGUGCUGGCAAAAGUGAGGUGUUUUGGAACAGAGGGACGACUCACUGAUAGACCAACACCUCCCAAAGAUGAUGUUUAUGAAUACAUCACAUUCCGGGGAAGUGAUAUCCAGGACAUCACACUGUGUGAACCCCCAAGAUCUCACCAUGGCCUGCCCCCAGAUCCCGCUAUUGUUCAAUCAUCCAGUGCAGGCUCAUCAGGAAUCUACUCAACUCUUGGGCCGUUCAGUCCCUUAAGGAUGCCUGCCUUUAAUCAGAUAGCCAGUUCUGUGCUCAACCAACAAUAUGCUGCAGCUCUUGGCAUUGGCUCUGUGCUUCCAGACAUGCACUCUAGACGGGGCCCCAUGGUGGAAAAGGCUGUUCAAACUGUUCAAGUUGAAAGACCGAGGCAGAGAACAGGUUUAACUGUGCCACAGGAGCACCAGUGGGACAGGAGAAGGGCCCAGAGGACCAGAGGAGAGGGUUCUCGACCUCAAAGAGACUGCAGAGCCACUAUUAAGCCAGGCCCAGUUGUGACUACUUCUCAGCAGGAAACAUGGCGGCAGAAUAUUGAAAACAGGCCACCACCCAGAAGAAAGCAAGGAGCACAAAGGCGCAGGAGCCGUCGUAGAGGCCAGCUGAUGGUGGCUAACGUUCCAUCUCCCAUCCUUAAGUUUGACACAGACUUUGACUUUGACUCCUCAAAUGCACAGUUUAAGGAGGAGCUCGAGAGGGAGGUGCAGGAAAGGAAAAAUGUAACUGAUGGAAAUUUUGAGCUAGAGGGGAUUCGCUCGACUUCAGAAAAUGAACCAUGUGGGCCAAAAUGCUACUAUGACAGGGCGAAGUCUUUCUUUGACAACAUCUCAUCUGAUAAUGGGUUCAGAUUAACUUGGGCAGAAGAGCGGAAGCGCAAUCUGGAGACUUUUGGGGUCCCUGGACGGUUCUUUAGGGGCCAAGGCUUCAGAGGUGGCUAUGCUGGACGAAGAGUAAGAGGACGAGGUGCUGCUCAGCUCGUACCUUCACACAGCCAGAGUGGACUGCUGUAAAUACUGAAGUUUGAUAUGAGGGCACUAGCAAACUCACCUUUUUCAAUAAUUCCAUCUUUUAUUUCCUAAAUGGACUGUCAUUUGUUCUGGCCCUGUAAAUGAAGUUCUUUUCCUUUCAUUCCCACCCCUGUGGCAGCUAUCUUGUGAUUAUAUUGCAGAUAGUAACUUUUUGUUUUUGAAUGUUUUGAGAAACUUUUUUUUUUUUAUGGGAGAUUAAUAUUUAAGUCAACUUUUCUGUUUUUGAGAAAAUGUAUUUGUUUUGUGAAACUCUGAAUUGACCUCUUUAGUGUGUUUAAUCUUUGUAUAUUCACUUAAUUUCCAAAUGAUAAUUGUAAAUGUGAGCAUAAAAUGAACUAAACAUAUUUACAUGUU
Melanotaenia boesemani (Boeseman's rainbowfish) is the source of this 1806-nucleotide messenger RNA. It is a transcript of the gene lsm14b, whose product is annotated as LSM family member 14B. The transcript is spliced from 8 exons. Bases 304 to 1434 code for a protein of 376 amino acids. NCBI's taxonomy places the organism in Eukaryota, Metazoa, Chordata, Actinopteri, Atheriniformes, Melanotaeniidae. Gene Ontology annotation, molecular function: mRNA binding. The record is from RefSeq and is a predicted model, not a curated record.